Molecule: messenger RNA, 435 nt
Organism: Cinara cedri
Lineage: Eukaryota; Metazoa; Arthropoda; Insecta; Hemiptera; Aphididae
Source: the annotation of a GenBank genome assembly
AUGAUUCAGAUCUUGUUAAAGAUNAUGACACGGCAAGAUUUUCAAACAAAAAAUUUAAUCGAAUUUUGGUGUUCAUUGACAAAGGCUUAUCCGCUGGCUGUAUCCAGGGCAGUGAAAUUUUUGAUUCCAUUUGCCACUACAUAUCUCUAUGAGUCGGGAUUUUCUUCAAUGGUUACAAUCAAAACAAAAUCACGAAACCGAUUAGAUAUUAAAAAUGAUAUGCGUAUUGCUCUGUCUAAAACUGUUGAUGCUGCGCUAAAUUUCACACAUCUUCGUCUUGCACCAAAUCCACAGAUCAACCUUCAACGUGCGCUCUCUGUGGAGGAAGUCAUCCAGCAAAUUACCGCGGAUGUACUGUUCACAAAGACCUACAGAAAUAUCUCCUCCGGGGACUAUUUACUGGCCUUCCCACCAAAACCAGCACCCGAUAUUUAA